Molecule: messenger RNA, 7508 nt
Organism: Manis pentadactyla (Chinese pangolin)
Lineage: Eukaryota; Metazoa; Chordata; Mammalia; Pholidota; Manidae
Gene: ANKRD33B
Product: ankyrin repeat domain 33B
Exons: 4
Coding region: 198-1646 (482 amino acids)
Molecular function (GO): protein binding
Source: RefSeq, a predicted model, not a curated record
CCGAGGGGCUUUCUCCUCCCUCGGUGACUUUAGUGUGCGAGCGCAGCCGCCUGGCGCUCGUUUCCGCCGGGCUGGGUCGCGCCGAGCUCUGCUUUCCUGCGGCUGCUGAGGACAAGGGGCGGUGACCGUGGUGCGCGCCCCGCGUCCCAGUCUCCCGGCCCGCGCCCCGGCCCCCGGCCCGCGCCCCGGCCGCCAGCAUGGUGCUGCUGGCCGGGCCCGGGCCGGAGGGCGGCGGGGCGCGCCGCGUGUCCCCGCAGCCUUCUCUACCCCGGGACACGCCGGCCGGCGAGGAUCCCGCUGACUACGAGGAGUACGAGGACUUCUCGCAUCUGCCCGACGCCCGCAGCAUCGCUUCGGACGACUCCUUCUACCCUCUCGGAGGCGAGGAGGAGCACGGUCCCGGGAGCGCGGAGAGCGUCCCGGAGGGCGUCCCGGUGGCGGUGACCCUCCUGAGCGCCGCCUGCGCCAACGACGUGGGGCUGCUGAGGGCGCUGGUGCGCCAGGGGCCGCGCGUUGAGGAGGUUCGGGAGACUGAUCGCAACGGCCGGACCUGCCUUAUUGUCGCCUGCUACCACGGCUUUGUGGAUACCGUGGUGGUCUUAGCCGAGUGCCCCCACGUUGACGUCAACUGGCAGGACAACGAGGGGAACACGGCCCUAAUCACAGCUGUGCAGGCAGGGCACGCCACCAUCACCAACUACUUGUUGAACUACUUCCCUGGUCUUGACCUUGAAAGGAGGAACAUAUUUGGGUUCACGGCCCUGAUGAAAGCUGCCAUGCAGGGCCGGACAGAGUGCAUCCGGGCCCUGAUGCUAGCAGGGGCAGAUGUCCAUGCCAGAGACCCCCGCCGUGGGAUGUCGCCCCAGGAGUGGGCCGCUUACACCGGCCGGUUGGAAGCCGUCCGCCUCAUCCAGAGGCUGCUGGAACGACCCUGCCCAGAGCAGUUUGGGGAAAAGUACAAGCCGGAGCUGCCACCGGCCCCCGAUACGGUUCUGAAGACCACGGGCUCCAAAACCUGCUUGCAGAGGCUCACUGAGUUUGUGCGGUCCAUGUUGGCUUCCCGCCCGCGCCCGGGCCUGGAGGAUGGAGGGGCCCUGGACCACAUGGUCCGGAUGACCACGAGCCUCUACAGCCCUGCCGUGGCCAUCGUCUGCCAGACCGUGUGCCCCGAGAGCCCCCCCUGCGUGGGGAAGAGGCGGCUGGCGGUACAGGAAAUCCUGGAGGCUCGUGGGAGGCCGGACACGUGUGCCCAGGAGAGGGACAAGGUGGGAGGCACCGAGCAGCAAUCCUGGACCUCCCAAGCUGGGGCGCUCUCCACAGCGGGGGCCCCUGGAGCCAGCCUGCCGUCUCCCCAGCUGCCAGGUGCCCCGAGGAAGGCCAGCCUCCUGCCGCUGCUGAGGAGGAGCAGCGUGCGGCCCGGCGUGGUCAUCCCCCGGGUGCGCAUCAGUAAGGCGCCCGCGCCCACCUUCCAGCCCGAGAGGGCGGCCGCCAAGGGCAGCACCAAGGACAGCGCCCACCUGCAGCUCCCCAAGUGGCGGUACAAGGAGGCCAAGGAGGAGAGGCGGAGGGCGGAGGAGGCGGGGAAGCAGCGCGUGGCCGCGGCGCCCAGGGAGAGGCGGGCGCCGCCCUGGAGGAAAAGGACGUGAGGGAAGCGCAGGCGCGUGCGGUUCGGGGAGCGGCCCGGGCCCUGCGCACGCGCGCUUGGAGCCCAGAGGCGGGGCCAGGCCGCGCCCCCUCCCCCCUGGCGCCUUCCAGCACCCCCAUCCGGCACCCACGGGCUCCCCCGGGUGCCCCAAGGCGGCCCACGCGUGUUCAGGCUGUUCAGAACCCCAGGGGAUGCAGCACAGCACAAAUCGAUUUGCCUGAGACCAGUUCCCCAGCAAUCAAUACACCCAGGGGGCAAUUUGCCAAAAAGUCUACUGUUAGACCUCAAUUAAGAAACUUUUAAGAUCAAUUUAUCAAAGGGCAUUUUCUGUAUAAUUUUGUAUUUUUAAUCAUAAACAUGUGCAGCAUUUUACUGGUGAUGGGGCUCUUUGUAUUUAAGAGUUUUAAUACAUUUGUCUGAAAACCCUUUGUUUAAAAUACUGUUUCUAGCAAUAAUUAUUCAUGGAAUCUCUAUGAUUUCAUACAGCAUUUGUGGACUUCUCGCCUUCCUCACUGUGGGUGUGCAUAAGUACGGUGUGUUCUGAUCGGUUUGAUUAAGUGAUGCCGACUAUUUGUGUCUGUGUGAUGGAUGCAUUUACUUUUACUCCCAAAUGAUUGAGACAAGGGAAUCAAAUUUCCUUGUAUCUUUAUUUCUAAAUCUCUCUGAUCCAUACAGUCAUAAUAACAGAAAAACCCAGCACUGUGAAACCGUGUGCAUAGAGAAGCACAUAUUUAUUGCUAGAACUAAUCUCAUUUUAAACAAGGGAUUUUAAUAAGCUGGAUACAAAGUAUUUAGCAUAUUCAAAAAUAGACAGUAAAAAGGGGCAAGCCUAAUAAAAUUAUUACUAGAAAUACAAAAUUAAGCCAUGUGCUCUUAGAUAAAUUGAAUUCAGGUAUCCUUAAAAAUGUAAAAAAGAUGUGAAACUAAGGAACCCAGAGUGACUCAAGCUACUGAAACAGAAGGCAGUAUUAUCCAAGAAACAAGGGCUAGAACUGAGUAGUAAGCAAAUUCAUUGCAGGCAACUUCUCCUGGAGUAGGCUGGGCAGCUGCCUCCUUCAAACUCUAUUCAAAGAUUCCCUGGUGUGGAAUUACUAUUAUUUUUCCUUUGAUGACUGCCUGUGGUAUUGAGUUCAUCCUCAUGCCAACUUUGUAGAACGUCCAAGAUGUGGAGACUUCAGCAGAGCAUGUACAUGGUUUGCCCUGGGCCCUGAGCUCUCAGCAGGAGUUUUCUGUCCAUACUUUCUAUUGCCAAAGCCCUGACAAGUUCUGAUGAAUCUCUGGCCAUUUGGGUUGUUGAGUAUCUAUCACAUAGGCACUACUGACAGCACUUUAUUUAAAUAUUAUCCUACUUGGAAGCCAUAGAUUUAAAAUCACUACAGGCUGAUUGAGAAGCUCUGUAUAUAACCCUGGAUUUGCAUGUCAAAUCGUGCUCCCUGGCCAUGCUGGGAUGAGGGCCCAGCAGUCUCAUGACGUGGGAGGGGGAUGGCACUGGCCUUUCCCUAUUCCCCCUGACUCAACACCGCCAGACCUUGAAUAAUCGGGGUCUUGCACUCACCUCCCCCAAAACGUCAAUAAUCAGGCCAUCAGGUUGCACUCAAACUGAUGGCAGAUAAAUGUGCUAAUGAUACAGCAUUUAAAGUCAGAUUUCAGUGCGCGCCUCCUUUGCCCUCGAAAGGCACAGUUGGGAUGGCCCCACGUCUGGACUCCUUUGAUCAUCACUGACACUAGUCAGCUGCAAGUCACCCUUGUACCCGAGUCGGUAUUGGUCGGGUCCCCUGGGAUGAGUUGAGGCUGGUCCCUACAGUGGAGAGAAACCCCCCCAUCUCCCUGACAGUCUAAUCCGGCAUCUUUUCAGAUCAUUUCUCAUGUUUCUGUAUUUUCAUUGCUUUGAUCAGCUGGCUGCAUUUUCUCACUGAGGGGUCACCCUCUGCUCCCUCUCCUCUGGUGUCAGUUGAGGGCAGUGACCCCCUUCUCUCCACAUGGCCCCUUGGCUUUGUCACUACAUUUAUUCCCUAUUGUCCCCUUCACUCCUUUCUUCUCCCUCCCCUGCCUUUGCCUCCUGUGACUAUUUUCUUCUCCAGAUUUGGCUAAAUGCCUUGAUCAUCACCACUAUUCUGAGGUCCAAAAAGGGCCAGAAAAGCUAAGGUGAUCAUGAGAGCACCGUGGCAUUCUUGUUGAAUUACCACAUCAUGACGCCAAACACCCAAGAUGAACAAAUGGUAUGUUUCCUGGCUUCCGCCCAGGGGGACUGGAUGUUGGGUACAGCCUGCUUUCCCCACCCCACGCCGUUUCCUUUUUAACGGAGGGAGACCCAGUUUGCUCUCUGCAUAGAUGACAGCGUCGCCCUGCUGUACCAAGCGGAGAGGGUCCUGAGUCUGCUUGCACCCCUGGUGUGUAUUAACUGUAAAUAGUGAAUUUUAAGUUGACAGGUACCUUCUCAGGGAUUUAUAUAGUUAGGGGAAAGAUGAUAAGUAUAUUUUACUACUUCUCAGCAUUUCAGUUAAGUAUGAUUAAACUAGACAGAAGAAAUAGUUCUAAGACAAUCUCAGUGCUGCUGUUUUAGGGAGUUGCUGGAAAUCGCCCCUCAGUUGAGAUGUCCUGGUUGUGGGAAACCCAGGGCUCUGGCAGCUGAAAUGGCUUUGGGGUGGAUGUGAAGUCACUUCAGUGUCUCUCAGUUGCCUCUUGUGGAUGUGAAGCCUUGCAUUAAAGAAAAAAAAUUCCACCUCUUGUUAAGUAGUAGAGGCUGUGAUAACACAGAUGGGCCAUUCAUCGACUUUACCUUUGGAACUGGUUGCUCCCCAUCUGAUACUGGGUGUGUGGUGUGAGGAUGAAACAAUUUUCUGCACUCGUGAGUCAAGUGUGCCGCAGGCAACCCAGCACCCAGCUCCCUGCUGUAAGGGAGGGGGAAACGGCAAGGAGUUCAUCUCGGGUGGCCAGGUGUUCAGAGGCCAUGGCUUUCCUCGUGUUUGGCUGCCCUGGAAGAGUGCAUCACAUGACAUUAUGGACCUUUGUUCCUUUUUCUGAGUCUCCUGCCAACAUGCUCCUGGCAGACCAGAUGCCUCAGGAAUACAAAGAUGGAAAACUCCAAGACCCAUGUCAUCUCACCUUCAGGAGGCACCCCUCAGGUGCAAGGCUCAUUCUGCUUGGGACAGAGAUGUCCUAAUGUCAGGUGGGAAAUGGGACUCAUGGGUGCAGAGGGGCCGUUCCAGGCUGCCUCGCCACCUCCUUUGGUGCUGUCAGUGGGCGGCAGGCUCUGGAAGUCCAGCGUCUGAGUGGAGACAAAUUGAGAUGGAAUCCCUUAAGGUGGGGCCAGACCCCAGUCCUGAAAUAGAGGCAAAGCCUGCUGUGUUCGGGGAAGGGUCAUGGCUGCUGGCUUCCUAGGGAGGAGGAAAGCAUGUCUGAGAAGCGAUCAAGUGGGUCAAGACUAAGAAGUGGCUGUGAUGGGUCUCUUGCAGCCUCUGGCAAGAGCGCUGUAUUCCCCGCUCCCCCGCCCCGACCUUGCCCACACUACAGUGGGAAGACCUUUUAAAAACGAUUUCCCUAAGUUUGCUCAGUGAAAUGAAUUCUAGCACUGCUGGCAGCCAGGUGUUCCGCUUUCGCCAGGAGAUUCAUGCUUGCUCACUUCCCACUCUAAUACAACAGUUUCUCCCUGUAUGCUGAGAUUUAUCAUGAACGAUAAGCUACUAGUCACAAUGUCUUUCAUGUGAAAACGUGCUAGCACGUUUUAUUUUUACAGCAUUUGGGGGAAUUUGAACACACUACCCAAGUAUUUGCUUUUUGUCCCACUGUGGCUUGCGUUUGGAUUCUGCACCAUCUGCGGAUGCUCUGCACACAGAAAUCCCUGCAGGGCCUGUUCCCAUGUGCCUGGUCCUCAGCUUCGCCUGCAGCGGACGACAUUCACACCUUCAGCCGGGCAGCUGCCUGGAGGGCCACGCUUUUCUAGGGAGGAAGAGCGGAAGAGUGGUCACAACCGACCUACACCACCGCGAAGUCAUGUUAAUGACAACUGCAGUCGGGCAAAUAAUCACAGGGGGAAUGCUGUUAGCCACAACGAACUCAAAACAAAAUAACUCUUCCCGAAACGUGAUGGCUGUCUUCUGAAUUUCACCUCUCAGUGCAUUUAGAACUGAUUUCAUACGUCUGUGCAACUCCUGAGUCAGCCACGUAUUUCUGUGCCCUUGAAUUCACAUGCUCCUUCAUUAACAUUUAAGUGGCUAAAAAAAAUUCCUCUGGAGGUGGUUUUUUGAAAAAACAGGAAGAAAAAAAAAACCCCUUGCCAUUCUCUGAACUGCUUUAACUAAUUUUCAAAUGACCCUGUUGAACGUCAGCGCUGGGUACACAGCUCCUCCCUCUGACCUGGCCUGAAAGAAGAGUAGUGAAAGGCACAGCCCCGGUGCUUGGACGGCCCCUGCUGCGAGCUGUGCCAAAGUGGAGUCUGAUGUGGUGCAAGCGUGCACACACAUAUAUGCGUGCCCCCCACACCCUCGGAUGAACUGGAGACCAGAGUUUGUGCUCACACAGGCCCCUGCUCCUGUGGCAGCUUUGCAGAGGCUCUUGGGGGGAGUGUUGGGUGUGGUCAGGUGUGGCUUGCUUUGCUGUGUGUUCAGGAUGACUGACAGCGCAGGAACCAUGGGGAGCACUCUGUCCAGUGUGGCGUGGAACAGCCCACGUGUCCUAACCUUGGUGUUGCGGUGGUGUCCGCCUGCUGGCUCUCCUGGGAGCUCCUUGGCAAGGUCCUUUGGGCGUCUCUCUCCCGUGAAGUACAUCCUCGGCAUUGAGAGGUGGAACCGGAGAGAACUCUGGGGAGCUGCAGCAGGCGUCUCCCAUGAUCACAGAGUCGGGGCUGAAUCCUUUGAAAUUUUGGUACCAGGUUAACCACAGAAUCCACAUCUUACCCCGAGGAAGCCCCAGGAGUAAGCGCAGUCAGCCUAAGUAUUAGACACUCUAAUUACUCAAACCUAACACAAUUUGGCUUUUGACAGAAUUGUCUCAUCAUCCUGUGGCAACUUUACAUUGUUUUUAAGGAGAAUGUAGGAAAGAAAUAAAAAUGAAGCUGGCUUUUCCAGGUCGGGCAGAGGCCCGUGUUGACCUGGUGCUUUAUGAAGGUUUGGAAAGUGGCGUCAAAGCCCUUCAGUGCUGAUGUUUGAGCAGAAGUUCAGGAGGCUGGUUUGGAACUGCACAGCUGCGCAGAACUGGAUGAAAACCGUGAAAGCGUUGCUAUGAAACCAGAGAUGUUUCCAGCAACCCUGCGAACCUUUGGGGCAACCUAAGGAAUGUGAAUGAUAUGCCCAUUCAGGUGAACAGGACAAGCUAAUCUCAUUGGAAUGCUCUUCAUUCAGGUCAUUGUUCUGCCUGGCGUUGACUGGGUGUCUGAGGAUGUGUGUGUAACAGUGGUGACUUGAUGAUGGUCUAAGAAUUGACAGCACAGAAUGCCAGGGUUGAAGUUAUGUCAUCUUGGUAUAAGUGUUUUCUGAAUGUAAAGCUAUUUUCAAUGCCAUUUCUAAAAAUGGGUAUUGUAAAAAUGUGACUAUGAAUAGAAUUGUGUAAAUUUUAUAGUAUUUAAUUUUGAGGUGAGUUUUGUUAUAGUUUAUAUAAGAGAAACUUUCCUAUUUAGACCUCAGGGCUAUUUUGGGACCCACAAAUCAAUGUGACCUCCAGCAGCUUCAAUUCUUAAUAGCCAAAAGGUUAAUGAUCUUUAAGUUAAAUAUAUUAUUCAGCAGAAAGAACGUGUCUUUCCCAUUUAACUUCUAACAAAUUCUGUAUCUAAUAUUUAAAAAGCACAAAGGAUGCAAUAUAAAAAUGGGGAAACUGUGGCCACAGAAUUAAAAAUCACUCCUGAAAUAAAGAUAUUCUUAUGGCACAA